AGCAUUGUCGGGCGACUGGUCGCCGCCUCCGGCCACCUCUUCACCCCGUCUCGUGCGUCCAUACAUCAUCUCGUGCGUCCACCUCGUGCGUCCAUAUCGGUGCUCGUGUCGCUCCCCCGUGAACACCCUCGCCCUCGUCCCCGCCCCGGCAGUAGCCGCACGAUGCGCGCGUGGUAUUCGAUCAUCAUCAUGUUCCUCCUCGGGGGCCUCGCCCCGAAGGCGUCCGGGCAAGAGCUCGCCAAGCUCGUCGCGAGCGACGCCGCGGAGGAGGACUACUUCGGCCGGUCCGUCGCCGUCAGCGGCGACCUCGUCGUCGUCGGGGCGAACCAGAACGACGCCGCCGGCAUCGACUCGGGCUCGGUCUACGUCUUCCGCACGACGAACGGCGGCGCCUCCUGGACGCAGGUCGCCAAGCUCGUCGCGAGCGACGCCGCGGCGGACGACGAAUUCGGCGGCUCCGUCGCCGUCAGCGGCGACCUCGUCGUCGUCGGGGCGGACGAGAACGACGCCGCCGGCUCGGCCUACGUCUUCCGCACGACGAACGGCGGCGCGACCUGGACGCAGACCGCCAAGCUCCUCGCGAGCGACGCCGCGGCGGGCGACCGCUUCGGCUAUUCCGUCGCCAUCAGCGGCGACCUCGUCGUCGUCGGGGCGUUCUAUGACGACGACGCCGGCUCCAACUCGGGCUCGGCCUACGUCUUCCGCACGACGAACGACGGCGCCUCUUGGACGCAGGUCGCCAAGCUCGUCGCGAGCGACGCCGCGGCGACCGACUACUUCGGCUACUCCGUCGCCGUCAGCGGCGACCUCGUCGUCGUCGGGGCGUACGGGAACGACGACGCCGGCUCCAAAUCGGGCUCGGCCUACGUCUUCCGCACGACGAACGACGGCGCCUCUUGGACGCAGGUCGCCAAGCUCGUCGCGAGCGACGCCGCGGCGAGCGACUACUUCGGCCGGUCCGUCGCCGUCAGCGGCGACCUCGUCGUCGUCGGGGCGUACGGGAACGGCGACGCCGGCAUCGGCUCGGGCUCGGCCUACGUCUUCCGCACGACGAACGACGGCGCCUCCUGGACGCAGGUCGCCAAGCUCGUCGCGAACGACGCCGCGGCGUACGACUACUUCGGCGACUCCGUCGCCGUCAGCGGCGACCUCGUCGUCGUCGGGGCGUGGGGGAACGCCGACGCCGGCGACUGGUCGGGCUCGGCCUACGUCUUCCGCACGACGAACGACGGCGCCUCCUGGACGGAGACCGCCAAGCUCGUCGCGUGCGACGCCGCGGCGGCGGACUCGUUCGGCGAAUCCGUCGCCAUCAGCGGCGACCUCGUCGUCCUCGGGGCGCGGCUGAACGACGACGCCGGCUCCGGCUCGGGCUCGGCCUACGUCUUCCGCACGACGAACGGCGCGGUCACGCCGACCUGCGGCAGCAGCACCGCCAGUGCCGUGAACAUGAUCGUCGUCGUGGCCGCGGUCGUCGCGGCCGUCGUCGCGGUUGCCAUCGUCUGCGUCUGCAUCAAGCGCCGCCGGACCAAGGCCGCCGCGGCUCGCGCGGACUUCAACGUCGAGGCGCCUCCGGAUCGCGACGACGCCUUCGCGGGCGACGGCCUCGAGACGCGCUCCGUCAAGGAGCUCAAGGCCGAGGCGCAGAUCCAAGCCUCCACCGGCGCGUCAAACGUCGCGGGCGCGGCGCGGCACUCCGCCUCGACGAAGACGCCCUCCGCGCCGCCCGCGAGCGCGAGUUUCGCG
Aureococcus anophagefferens is the source of this 1743-nucleotide messenger RNA. RefSeq lists its product as hypothetical. The record is from RefSeq and is a predicted model, not a curated record. Lineage: Eukaryota; Pelagophyceae; Pelagomonadales; Pelagomonadaceae. The annotation marks the transcript as partial. The transcript has a single exon.